Messenger RNA from Mustela lutreola (European mink), 3712 nucleotides. RefSeq names its product mitoguardin 2 (gene MIGA2). The transcript has 16 exons. Lineage: Eukaryota; Metazoa; Chordata; Mammalia; Carnivora; Mustelidae. The coding region runs from base 228 to 2009 and encodes 593 amino acids. Gene Ontology annotation, biological process: mitochondrial fusion. The record is from RefSeq and is a predicted model, not a curated record.
CCCUGCAUGAGGCCACGCCCCCCGCGGUGGCCCCGAGGUUGGUUGCGCGGGUGCCGGGGAAGGAGACGCUGCCCUUCCGCAGCGAUGGGAUCCUGGCUCUUUGCAAGGACGCUCUGGUAUGUGUGUUCCUGUCUUUUCGAAGCGUGGACGGUGCCUGGGACCCAGCCAGCAGCCAGUUGAAGACAUUUUUCUUGGACGCUCUGAGACCCGAGGGUGCUGGUCCUGCCAUGGCGUUCCGGAGGACUGAGGGCAUGUCCAUGAUCCAGGCGCUGGCCAUGACAGUGGCUGAGAUCCCUGUGUUCUUAUACACGACCUUUGGGCAGUCUGCCUUCUCCCAGCUGCGGUUGACACCAGGCCUACGGAAGGUCCUCUUUGCCACAGCCCUGGGCACAGUGGCCCUGGCCCUGGCCGCCCACCAGCUAAAGAGGCGACGGCGGAGGAAGAAGCAGGUCGGCCCCGAGAUGGGAGGUGCACAUCUGGGCACGGUGCCCCUGCCCAUCCUCAUGGCCAGGAAGGUCCCAUCAGUGAAGAAAGGCUAUUCCAGCCGGAGGAUCCAGAGUCCCAGCAGCAAGAGCAACGACACGCUGAGUGGCAUCUCCUCUCUCGAGCCCAGCAAGCACUCGGGCUCCUCCCACAGCCUGGCUUCGACAGUAGCCGUGAACUCGUCCAGCCCCACAGCUGCGUGCUCAGGACCAUGGGACACCAGAGGGAUGGAAGAGUCCGUGACCACCAGUGACGGCAACGCAGAGAGUCUGUACAUGCAAGGCAUGGAGCUGUUCGAGGAAGCUCUACAGAAGUGGGAGCAGGCGCUGAGCGUCGGGCAGAGAGGGGACAGCGGCAGCACCCCCACACCAGGGGAGAGCCUGCGGAACCCCGAGACUGCUUCGGAGGUGCUCUCUGAGCCAGAGUCCCAGCGAAGGGAGUUUGCAGAGAAGCUGGAGUCCCUGCUACACCGGGCUUACCACCUGCAGGAGGAGUUUGGGUCCACCUUCCCGGCCGACAGUGUGCUGCUGGACCUUGAGAGGACCCUCAUGCUGCCCCUGACCGAGGGCUCCUUGCAUCUACGGGCGGAUGAUGAGGACAGCCUGACCUCUGAGGAUUCCUUCUUCUCCGCUACUGAGCUCUUUGAGUCCCUGCAGGCGGGAGAUGACCUGAUCCCACUGUCCAGGCCGGCUGCGGCUUACGAAGAGGCCCUACAGCUGGUGAAGGAGGGCAGGGUGCCGUGCCGGACCCUCAGGACUGAGCUGCUAGGCUGCUACAGUGACCAGGACUUUCUGGCCAAGCUGCAUUGUGUGCGGCAAGCCUUCGAGGGUCUUCUAGAAGACAAGAGCAACCAACUUUUCUUCGGGGAGGUUGGCCGGCAGAUGGUGACGGGCCUGAUGACCAAAGCCGAGAAGAGUCCCAAAGGCUUCCUGGAGAGUUACGAGGAGAUGAUGGGCUAUGCCCUACGGCCUGAGACCUGGGCUACCACGCGGCUGGAGCUGGAGGGCCGGGGGGUGGUGUGUAUGAGCUUCUUUGAUAUUGUGCUGGACUUCAUCCUCAUGGACGCCUUCGAGGACCUGGAGAACCCCCCAUCCUCGGUGCUCGCUGUCCUGAGGAACCGGUGGCUGUCAGACAGCUUCAAGGAGACGGCUCUGGCCACUGCUUGCUGGUCAGUCUUGAAAGCCAAGAGGAGACUGCUGAUGGUGCCCGAUGGCUUCAUCUCUCAUUUCUACUCCGUAUCGGAGCACGUUAGCCCCGUCCUAGCCUUCGGCUUCCUUGGACCCAAGCCCCAGCUCGCAGAAGUCUGUGCUUUCUUCAAGCACCAGAUCGUGCAGUACCUGCGGGACAUGUUCGACCUGGACAACGUGCGCUACACGUCUGUGCCGGCGCUGGCGGAUGACAUCCUGCAGCUGUCCCGGCGCCGCAGCGAAAUCCUGCUGGGCUACUUGGGGGCGCCCGUGGCCAGCAGCGUGGGCCUCAACGGGGCACUGCCGCGAGAGAACGGGCCCCUGGGGGAGCUGCAGUAGUGGUGGGGGCAGGCCUGCAGUUGGGGGUGGGGCGCCAGGGCCUCGUCUGUGAGGGCGGGCGCAGAGAGAAGGCUGUUUCCUCUUCUCUGGGUUGGCAUGGAAGGGCCUGGAGAUCCACGGCCAUCAGCAGCGGCAGAGCCUGGGCUUUGGUGGCCAAGGGCGAUUGCCCCUGACCUUGUCCCUCGUCCUCAUUUGGGAAUCCCCACGAACUGCCUUGGAGAGGGUUUGGAGCCCCUGGGAGCCCACCUGACUGCCCUCAGCCAUCCCUGGGGGAAGCGGCUGCGGGACCAGUGAUCUGUGGGGCCGGAGGGAGAGGAAGGUGGUGGGAGAGAGGGAGGGGUAUUGUGAGGACAGGUGGGACGUGCGGAGCUGGGGCGGCCUUGGUGUGGGACCCCACAGCCUUCCCUGACCCCGGGGCUGCUGAUGAAGGAGGCUGUGGAAGAUGGGUGCCAGGGCUCUGCGGCAGAGGCCACACUGUCCUAGACAGAAGGAACCUGGGCGAGACGCUGCCCGGUCCCGCCGGCCACCACCCAGAGUGUUGACAGCUUCAGAAAGGGAGGGCGGGGCCACAGAGUGCCAGGGGCACCCCUCGGGGGGUGGCAUGCCUAGACCGUCGGAGGGUGGGACAGGGCGGGUCGACUUUCCUUGUGCUCAAGUCUGGGCAGGGACUGGGCCCUUGGCAAACCUAAGCACGAAACCAGAAUGCUGUCCUCUGACAUGCCCUUGUCCUGCCAAAGAGCUAUCUCUCUUUCCCCUUUGCCACCACCAAAGACGGACAGGGGAGGGGGGGCUGGUUCUCGCGCCCCACCCUCCUGCCUCGGUGAGCCUGGAACCCCUGGGUGGUGCUAGGGCGAGCCGGAGGCUCCAGCCAGGGCUUAUCUCAGGCCUGUCGCCUGUGCUGCCGUUGGUGGCGGGGGCCCAGGGACCACGUCAAGAAGGUCAGAGGACACACAGGGCUGGACCGAAUCCCCGGCCCUCAUUAAGCCAGGCGCUUUGCCUUCGGCUCGACACAUAAAAUGCUCUAGCUGGGCAGUGGCUGGUCUUAACAGUCAUCCCCAUGUUGUCCCCACAUCUGCGGGGUGCUGUCAGCCCUGCAGGCUUAUCUCACAGUGUUUUCACCGGAGGUGGGAUGUUUUAUUUAUUGCCUUAACACUUUAUUUUGAGGUCUGCCCCUAUCAGGCCGAGAAGCCUCCCGGAGACACAGAGGCCUCCCUGGUCUCUGUACUCCGGAGGCUGGUUCCCCAGACCAGGGCCCCUAGCCCCUGAAUGGCAGAGGGGUCCUGGCAGGGAGAGAGAGGAGAAACAGAGGGGUCGUGUGGGCCCAGCCCAUCAGCUCUGAGCCCACUCCUCUGCACACUCCCUCCUGCUCCCCAGGCUGGGGGAUCCUGUGUCAAGCCAGGGCUCCCACUCUCCAAGGUUGGUGCCCAGGAAGGAGCAGCCUCCUGGGUAGGGAGGCCUGGGGUGGCCCUCCUCCCCUCCAGCCCCGCAUUCCAUUCAUUUGCACUUACCCUGCGCUAUGAGUGUCAUCUUGGGCCGGGGGCCCCUUUCUGAUUUCCUCCCGAAUCACUCAGAGCGGCAUCUUGGUUUUGUCUUUGUUUACGCGUCCAUGCACUGCCUUGGGCACUGGAUUUGUUGCAGCUUCCAACUUUUGUAUGGUAGAGUGUGUGUGCAUCGACUUCCAAAUAAAUGAUUUAAACAGUGGC